UGCCCACCUCUGGGUGUUUCCUUUUGAUUAGACAAUCGUUUCUCAUCCAGACUCCUGCCAUGCUGUCUGCUGACCCACAGCAACAAUGAGGUCCCGGCUUCUGUUGCCCGUGCCACACUUGCCAACGAUUCGGGAAACUUCCGAAGAGUUAUCUCAUGGGGCAGCUGGACAGGAACCCCCAACUUCUCCCAGCCUGGAUGACUAUAUUAGGUCUAUUUGCCAGCUGGCUCAGCCCACCUCAGUGCUGGACAAGGUCGCAGUCCGGAGCCGACCUCAUAGCCCCUACCGGCCAGCCUGGACUAGAGAGAAGAGAUGCCAGGCUGAGUCUCUAGCAGACAGCUCUCCUUGCUUCAGCAGCCUACCGCCCCCACUGUCCUCUCCUGGCACUGACAACCCCCUGGACUGGCUCUUCGGGAAGUCCCAGGAGCAGCAGGCAGACGGAAGAGAUCCCACCAGUGGGCCCGGCUCUUCUGAUCACGGCAGUGUGCACAGACAGAUGGAGGAGUACACGGGGCGGCUCUGUGAGACCAGGCUACCUGAGAACUCUCCAGGAAGAACCUCAGGGCCUAGGCAGCAGACCUCCAACCGGAAAAGCUGGACUGCCAGAAAGUCUCACCAGGCCUUAGCCACUGUCUCCGGCUCUCGUCCCAGCGGUAUCCUCAGCACGCUCUGCUUGCACCUCCCAGUGAUCCAUGAACUCUAACCCCUCCCCAGACAAAGUUCAUAAAGACUGUGGUGGGUCCCGGUGCCACCCCAUCCCCCCUCUUCUGAAGGCGCCUCCUGGCAGGAGGCAAUUCCCAGUGAGAGCCACUGACUAAAGUGAUGACAGCCUGGCUCCCACAAUGCAACCUGCCUGGAACCAUCUGCCUGUGACUGGCUGGCUGGUGACCUUGAAGGAGUGGCUUGGUGUCUCUGUUCCUUGGCUUUUCAUGGUUUAAAUGGCUGUGAGAGGACUGACCACCUCCCAGAUUGUGCUAAUGAGGAACUGUGUGCUGUACUCUGGGUGGCUGCCACAGUCUCAUGUGAAAGCAAGAGUCAAGGACCAAGGGGGGUGGGGUGGUCUCAGCUCCCUGGAGCAGUGGUCCUCAACCAUCCUAAUGCUGUGACCCUUUAAUAUAGUACCCCGUGUUGUAGUGACCCCAAACCAUAAAAUUAUUGUUGCUUCUACUGUAA
Messenger RNA from Phodopus roborovskii (desert hamster), 1173 nucleotides. It is a transcript of the gene Depp1, whose product is annotated as DEPP autophagy regulator 1. The record is from RefSeq and is a predicted model, not a curated record. NCBI's taxonomy places the organism in Eukaryota, Metazoa, Chordata, Mammalia, Rodentia, Cricetidae. Gene Ontology annotation, cellular component: mitochondrion. The coding region runs from base 86 to 703 and encodes 205 amino acids. The transcript has 2 exons. Gene Ontology annotation, biological process: regulation of autophagy.